Messenger RNA from Trypanosoma cruzi, 1014 nucleotides. RefSeq lists its product as uncharacterized. The transcript has a single exon. Gene Ontology annotation, cellular component: mitochondrion. The record is from RefSeq and is a predicted model, not a curated record. NCBI's taxonomy places the organism in Eukaryota, Euglenozoa, Kinetoplastea, Trypanosomatida, Trypanosomatidae. Bases 1 to 1014 code for a protein of 337 amino acids.
AUGCGUUGGGGUUCUCGUAGAGCGGGAUUUGCUCUUGUGGGCGGUGGCGCAUUGGGUGGGGCUGUGUUGUGGUACGCCAUCUGUAGGAAAACAGCAGGAAACACGUCUCCACAACAAUUGUCUGCAGAGGAGUUCAAUGGCCUGCAGAAUAAAGCACUUCUCACAGAGGCACUUGGCACGUCACGUUUGCCAUGGAAUCAGAGCCUCCGGUGGAAAAGAGGCAGCAAUCGUCAUGAUGGCAGAGACUUCAGUCUGACAUUGUAUCGCCUAUUGGGAUGCCCGCAUUGUGCAAAGGUGGAAUGGGUACUUCGCUAUUAUUCGGUGCCUUUUUCAAUGGUAGAUGUUGACACCCUCUCCGGUGCAGGGAUUCCUGAUCCCCGUUAUAGACUGGUACCCCAAAUACGUUUAGAGCCGAUGGAUGAUACUUCGACCAAUAAAAUGCCUGAUUCAACAGGGGCCUACGUGGUGGAUUCUCAACGAAUUAUCUCCGCCAUUUCCAUACCAUUGGGAUUUGCGGAACAACUUCAAGAUCCACGUGUACUAGAGACACGACGAUGGAUUGCAGAUCGCUUUCAAGCAGUAAGUUUUGUUGCAACCAACUGUACAUGGAGUAACGCCUUUGCGUCUUAUCCGUAUGUGACACCACCACGGUAUCAUAAUAUUGUUUUUCGUGUAGUAGGGGCAUCUGCCCUGUGCAUUUUAUCACGGUAUAAAAUUUUGCCUCGUCUUGCAGCAAAAGGGACGGAUUCGACUGUUAAAAUGUCCGUAAAGGAUCCGGCCGCAUGGCUAGAAGGGGAGUUGGCUACAUUUACGGCACGGCUUCAAAGUCAACAUUCCAGUCAACGGUUUCAUGGUGGUAAGGAACCCGAUAUAGCCGAUUUAGAAAUGUAUGCCGUGACACGUGUUGUUGAAGCCCAUCCAAAUUUACGGCAUGUUCUUCAUCAAGGGGCAUUUGGGGAAUGGAAUACCGCGAUGGAUGCCGAGGUACAAAAACGGAAACAAUUAAAAACAUGA